AUGCAUUUCUCGAACAUUGAGCUGAAUGAUAUGGUUCGUAUGUCGGGUCGUUAUUGUGCGGGGCCCAUGAGACUCUUCGAAGGACACGAAAUUGUAGCGAUGCAAGGAGGGCUGAAAAAAAUGAAUCAGAACGAUUCAGGACGUGAGGGGAGCUCCUACCAAAUAAAACUUUUGGCACUUAUCGCUUUAGAAGGCCUCAAUCAUGAUGGAAACUGGAAAGAAUUCACUGAGUAUUAUGACGCUGGAGAUUUUAAUGACAUCGUUUACAUGAGUGAAAAUAAAAAUAGCAGCUUUGCAAUACAAUGCAAACAUAGGAGAGAUAAGAAGAAAACCAAAAUUUCCAAGAAUGAUUUAGAGAAGAAGGGUGAUUUCUAUCUCCCAAAGUAUUUCGAAUCAUUUCAAGAGAUGAAGGAUAAAUGGAAGAAGUUCGAUGGGAUGAUCUUUGUAAUUUGUUCAAAUUGUUGUCCAGAUACCAAAACUGUAUCGGAAACAGAAGAAAAAAUAUCCAUUCCGUUAUUUCCAGGUAAAACAUCUUCAUACAAACUGAAAGAUUCAGUGAUAAAGGAAAUUCUGAAUUCAUAUGACGAAAAAUUGGUAACGAAUUUUUGUGAAAAGCUACGAUUUUUUCACAUCACUGAUUCACAAAUUGACGAGAGUAUAAAAGGAAGUCUUACAGAUGCAGAAGGAAAUUUGAAAUUGAAAUUUGAUGAAAAUCAUUUCAUCAGAAACAUAGAUAAUUGGUAUAUAGGGAAAAAUAGAACAACUAUUGUGAAAUCGCAUGUAAUAGCAUUUUUAUACGAGUGGACGAGUCACAAAAAAUUGACUGAGCUUGAAUCUCUCGGAAUAUACUUCAAAGAAAAAUAUAUCAUUGGAAAUAAUCAAAUAUUAAACAUCAUAACAGCUGAAGAGAGUAUCUUGACUAUACUCAAGGCCUAUAGAAGUUUUCUAGAAGACUAUGACACAAACCAAAUUUUAUUCAUUGAUCCUGAAGAUAAGAUCGAGAUUAUGGACAGAAUCAUAGAAUGUUAUGAGCUGCCUAGAUUCUGUAUACUCUUGAUUUCUUCAUCCGGAUUCGGUGAAAACAGUGAGACAUGUUAUAAUCACAUUAAUAAUAUUUUAGAAAAAUUUUCAUACAAAAAAGUCAUCAUUUUUUCUAAGGAAUCAAUUCAGACACAUUUAAGUAACAGAAAUAUUGCAACAAUCUUCGAUAAAAUAAAUUUCGAUCAUUUAACAGAAACAUCUCAGAAAACUCUGCUUUCCAAAUCUGUUUGUUUUCAAGGUACCGACAUUCCCUUAUAUAAACUAAUUUAUCGAGGUACCAAUUUGUCGAUCGACGAGCUCAUGAAUGAUAGAUCGAACUUAAGUUAUUUAAUGGACCAAAAAACCAUUGUCGAAUUGAUAUUCGAACGAAAGAUUGAAAUAGGAACAGCAAUAAAUGAAAAUUCAGAAGACAUUCCAGUUUAUUACAGGGAAAGAAGGAUAACCAACUACGUGGGUGAAGAUUUCGAAGAACAAGAUGUCAGAGAUUUUGUUGAGCAAUCUGACAAGAUUUUCCUAAUAUCAAAUGAAGCAGGAAUGGGAAAGACUACUUAUUUGAAGAAACUGGGGUGUUUGAUAAAGGAGAAAUACCCACACUUAUUCGUUUUAAGAAUAGAUUUGAAUCAAUUCACCGGUCUAUUCAAAACAUACAAAAAUAAAGGCAUUGAACUAGAAGAAAUUUUGGGAAUCUUCAAUCAAAAUCUAUUGAAAAAUAGUUUCGAAAAAAGUAUUUUUUCAAUGAAUGAUGAAAUCGUAUUAUUAGUGGACGCAGUAGAUGAAAUAAGUCCAACAUACACAAAACUGGUGAAGAAUUUCCUCCUGAGCAGUUCUAAACGUCAAAACAUUUCAAAAAUCUUCGUCACCACUCGUCCGCAUCUGAAAACAGAUUUGGAAUCAUUUCUAAAUACCAAAUCGUAUCAGCUAUGUCCAUAUCGGUUCAUAGAACAAGUUGUGUUCCUCGGGGAGUACUGGAAGAAUAAUCUGAACAUAAAUGAUGUUGAUGAUGAAAACAAAUGUAAUAUGUACGCACAAAAAUUGAUAAGUAAAAUAAUUAAAGCGAUUGGGACGACUGAUGCAUGGAAAUUCACUGGCAUCCCACUCCACAUCAAAAUGAUUGGAGAAAUAUUCCAGGAGUCGGAUAGGAAGCAGAAUAAUUGGAUAAGCUGUGAAGAUUUUUUGAUAUCUGGAUAUGAUAAUCCGGAGUUGCCAAACAUGCUAACCCUCAAUGACUUGUACGACAUGUUUGUGCAAAAGAAAAGCAAAAUUUUUAUCGACGAAAAAUGCCUGGCUAAAGGAAAUACCGCCACAGAACUAUUGUUCGAGUCUCAAUUUGAAAAUGCUCUCAUAAAACAUCAGAAAGAAGCGGCUAAGCUCCUCUUCAAAGACAGUCAUUUCGAAUUGAUGAAUAUCUCCAAAAUCGUUGAAAACAUUCCUAUAGAAACCAUUGUGAAAAUGGGAAUAAUUCAUGAACUUGGAGACGAGUUAGUAUUUAUUCAUAAAACAUUCGCUGAAUAUUUCGUUGCUAAGGCAUUGUGGAAACAACUGAUUGAAUUGAAGUAUUCUCAGGAAUUCUUAGUUUUUCUACUAAGCAUCGUUUUCCUAGAUGAACAGUACGAAGGGAUUAGGAACUUUUUCGAAGGAAUCCUCACAGAGGAAUUUGAUGAAAUUCCAGAAGAAAUUCUCUGUAUUUGCGACUCUAUUGUCGAUUCCAUAACUUGGGAUGAAAAAACCAAUAUACACAUAUUAGCUAGAGAGGGUCGAUUGAAUAUUUUGAAAAUAAUGCUAGAAAAAAGUGAGAAUAGAAAACAGUUAUUGGGAAUCGUGGAUUAUUCAAGUAGGUUCACUAUUCUCAUGGAGGCGAUAGAAUAUCCAGAGAUAAUAACACUUUUACUGGACAAAGGGGCAGAUGUUAACCAAAGAGAUGAAUGGGCGCGUACAAUCAUUCAUAAUGCGGGUAUACGUAGGAAGUUGGAGGUACUAAAAUUGUGUGUGGAUAGGGGGGCAGAUAUAAAUCAAAUUGAUAUAUACGGAUGUUCAGUAGCUUCAUACGCAGCUAGAGAAAACCACGUGGAAUUGGUUAAAUUUUGUAUGGAAAAUGGGGCAGAUAUGAACCAAAAAGACAUGUACGGACGUGAUGCUAUAGAACUAGCAGCAGAAAGAGGCAAUGUGGAAUUGGUGGAAUUAUCUGUUGAUCGAGGGUUUGCUAUAAACCCAAAAGUCAUAUAUCAUGCAGCUUCAUUGGGGAAAUUAGAAUUGAUGCAAUUAUGUAUGCAAACAUCGAAAGUAGAUAUGAACCAACGUGACGAGAGUGGAACUACAAUUAUAUUUCGAGCAGCUCGAGGUGGUGGAGAAAAAUUAGUGAAAUUUUGUUUGGAAAAUGGGGCAGAUAUCAACAAAAGUAACACGGAUGGAAGUACAGUUUUAUUAAAUGCGGCUGAGAGAGGCGAUUUAGGAUUGAUGAAAUUCCUUCUAGAGAAUGGGGCAGAUUUAAACCACAGCGAUCAUAGAGGAAGAACAGUCACACACUAUGCAGCUGCCACAGGACAUCUGGAGAUGUUGAAAUUUUGUGUAGGAAGAGGAAAAGAUAUAAAUCAAGAGGACAGGAACGGAAAAACAACCAUAUUGUAUGCAGCUGGAAGUGAAAAAUUAGAGGUGAUGCAAUUUUGUAUUGAAAAAGGAGCAGAUAUUCACCAUUGUGAAAAUAAAAGGAGAAGUUUGAUACAUUUUGCAGCCGCAUCAGGCAAUUUGAUGAUGAUGAAAUUUUGUCUGGAAAUAGGGGCAAACAUCAAUCAAAGGGACAAUGAUGGAAAAACGGCGAUAAUAUAUGCAGUUCAAGGAGGCAAUAAUGAACUAUUGGAAUUUUGUUUGGAAAUGGGAGCAGAUAUAAAUCAAGCAGAUAAUGUAGGACGAUCAGUAUUAUUUUAUGCAGCUGAAUUAUUUGAUGAAUUGGAAUUUGUGAAAUACUGCGUAGAAAAAGGAGCCGAUAUAGAUCACUGCGAUAAUAAAGGAGUGAAAGUAAUACAUUUAGCAGCUUCAUUAGGCAAAUUGAAUCUUCUGCUAUUUUGUUUGCAGGAAGGGUCAGAUAUCAAUGAAAGUGAUAAUGAUGGUGUUACAGUCAUAUUAUAUGCAGCUGAAAAUGGCCAUAAUGAAAUAUCAAAAUUUUGUUUGGAAAAUGGAGCAGAUAUACAUAUCAAUGAGAAGGGAAACUCAGUUAUAUUAUAUACAGCUAGAAGUGGCGAAUUAGAAUUGGUGAAAAUGUGUGUCAGUAGGGGAGCAGGAAUAGACCAAAAAGAUAAUAAAGGUGGGACAGUCAUACAUUACGCAGCUUUAUCUGGGCAAUUAGAAUUGAUGGAAUAUUGUGUGCUAAAGGGAGCAGAUAUCAAUGUAUGUGAUGAUGAUGGUAGAAGAGUCAUACAUUAUGCAGCUUCAAUGGGCCAAUUAGAAUUGAUAAAAUUCUGUGUAGCAAAAGGAGUAGAUAUAAAUGAAAGGGAUAAUGAUGGAAGAACAGUUAUACACUAUGCAGCUUUAUUGGGCAAAUCAGAAUUAUCGGAAUUUUCUAUGAAAGUAGGAGGAAAUCUAUAUCUAGGCAAUUUUUCCGAAACGAAUAAAUUGAAUUUCGUGAUAUAUUGUGCGGAGAAAAUGGUGAAUAUGAACCAAGGUGAUAAUAAUGGAGAAACCGUUUUACAUUAUGCAGCCAAAUCGGGGCAGUUGAAUUUAUUGAGACUUUGUGUAGAAAAAGGUGCAGAUAUAAAUCAAGGUUGUAAUCACGGAAGAACUGUUUUACAUAUUGCAGCUUCACUGGGCCAUCUGGAUUUGAUGGAAUUAUGUCUGGAAUGCGGAGGAGACAUCGAUCAAAUUGAUAAUUACGGAUGCCCAGCCAUUCUUUAUGCAGCUGAAAGUGGCAAAUAUGAAUCUGUCAAAUUUUGUUUAGAUAGGAGAGCCACUCUAUAUCCAGAGAUGGUGACGAAAAUUCAGUCUUACAUUUGGCAGAUUUAUCGAGCGAAUUACAAUUGGUGA
Messenger RNA from Phaedon cochleariae (mustard beetle), 5055 nucleotides. The record is from the annotation of a GenBank genome assembly. NCBI's taxonomy places the organism in Eukaryota, Metazoa, Arthropoda, Insecta, Coleoptera, Chrysomelidae.